AUUUCAUUGUUGACUUGAUGAAGUACACCGACAGAGAGGUGGAAGUAACCUGCUAAAACACUGUGAAGUACUGCCAUAAUGGGCGCUACUACUGACGUUGUUAUCGACCAGCGCAUCAGGGACAUUCAGCGAGAAUACCUGGAAUUUCUAGAAGACGAUGAAGACUCCGGAGUGUAUACCCAGUUGGUGCAUGAUAUGGUGGCUAGUGGGGAGUGCCGCCUCGUUGUCAACAUCAAUGACCUGAGGAAGAAGAAUCAUCAGCGAGUUACAGGACUUUUGAAUUCUGCAUAUGAAGAAUUACCAGCAUUUCACCGUGCACUGAAGGAGUAUGUAGCAUCAGUUGACACCAAUUAUGCUAAGACCCAAGAAGAAAUGUUUGUUGGGUUUGAAGGAAGUUUUGGCAGUAAACAUGUUUCUCCUCGGACAUUGAAUUCAAGGAAUCUUGGAAAUUUAGUGUGUGUUGAAGGCAUCGUCACAAAAUGUUCCCUGGUGCGACCAAAGGUGGUGCGGUCUGUGCAUUAUUGUCCGACUACAAAGAAGACGUUGGAGAGACGCUACACAGAUAUGACGUCAUAUGAUCCUUAUCCAUCGACGGCAAUUUAUCCUACAAAGGAUGAUGAUGGCAAUCUCUUGGAGACUGAAUAUGGACUAUGUGUGUACAAGGAUCAUCAAACAAUUUCUAUCCAAGAGAUGCCAGAGAAGUCCCCAGCUGGUCAGUUACCACGGUCUGUUGAUAUUGUCUUGGAUAAUGACUUAGUUGACAAAUGUAAACCAGGAGACAGAGUUCAGAUAGUAGGUAUAUAUCGCUGUCUGCCCAACAAGCAGGGAAGUUUCACAAGCGGGACAUUCCGAACAAUCUUAUUGGCAAAUAAUGUCAUACUUAUGAAUAAGGAAGUUUCUCCACAAAUCUCCACUGAUGAUGUGCACAAAUGCAAGAAAUUCUCUAAACAAAAGGGAAUAGAUGUCUUCGAGUUGCUGUCCAAGUCUCUAGCACCCAGUAUCCAUGGUCAUGAAUACAUCAAGAAAGCUCUUCUAUGCAUGCUUCUUGGGGGUGUUGAGAAGGUGCUACCUAAUGGCACCCGAUUAAGAGGUGACAUAAACAUCCUGCUGAUUGGUGAUCCAUCUGUGGCCAAGUCUCAACUGUUACGCUAUGUACUUCACACUGCUCCACGUGCCAUAACCACAACUGGUCGAGGCUCCUCAGGUGUUGGUUUGACAGCUGCCGUCACAACAGACAAUGAAACUGGUGAAAGAAGAUUGGAGGCUGGUGCUAUGGUUCUUGGCGACCGUGGCAUUGUCUGCAUUGAUGAAUUUGACAAGAUGAGUGAUAUGGACCGCACUGCUAUUCAUGAGGUGAUGGAGCAAGGCAGUGUAACCAUUUCUAAGGCAGGCAUCCAUGCUAGGCUCAAUGCCAGGUGCUCAGUUUUGGCUGCUGCUAAUCCUGUAUAUGGUCGAUACGAUCAAUAUAAGAUGCCCAUGGAGAAUAUUGGUUUGCAGGACUCUCUCCUGUCACGUUUUGAUUGUCUCUUCAUUAUGCUUGAUAUUGCUGACCCUGAAAGUGACAGAAAGAUUUCAGAUCAUGUGGUACGCAUGCAUCGUUAUAGAUCUCCUCAGGAACAAGAUGGUGAAACACUCCCCAUGGGCAUUGGAGUGGAUGUUCUCUCAACUCACAACCCAGAUGUUGUUGAGGAUGAAGAAACAGAGACUCCCAUUUAUGAGAAAUAUGAUAGUCUUCUGCAUGGCAGUCUCCGAACAAAGAAAGAAAAAGUUGUCAGCCUGAAGUUCAUGAGGAAGUACAUACACAUUGCUAAGAGCAUCAAGCCUACCCUUACUCGGGAAGCCUGCGAAGUUAUUGCUGAAGAAUAUUCUCGCCUCAGAUCACAGGAUACAGAACAUGCAGAUAUGGCACGGACACAACCUGUAACUGCUCGUGCUCUGGAAACUCUCAUUCGUUUGUCUACUGCUCAUGCAAAAGCCAGACUAUCUCGUGUUGUAGACAUUGAGGAUGCUGAAGCAGCCAUUGAAAUGGUAUCUUAUGCAUACUUCAAAAAGGUGAUGGAGAAGAAAAAGAGACGUAAAUAUGAUGAAGGGAGUGCGACAGAAACCGAAGAAGAGGGAGAGGCGGAGCAAGGGGAAGAGGAGGAAGGUGGAAGGAAGAGGAAAAGAAGAGCUACUGGUGAUGCAGAGAAAAAAUCAAAGAAACCAAAGAAGAAGCCGGGUGAUGAAGGAUAUGACCCAUAUGAUAUUGCAAGUGCAGAGGAAGAUGGGGAACCUAUGUCACCAACUCCAGCAACAAUACAAAGCACAGUCAGCAAAGCCUCUAAAAGCAGUGGUGAAGUUCCUGCAACAGUGUCUACACCUAAAGAGAUCAGUGUUGAGAGAAUGACAGCCUUUAGGGGCUCUUUAACAAAAUUAUUCAAGGAGGAACGAAAAAUGAUGGUUGACUUGACAAAAAUGGUUGAAUUCGUCAAUACUGAGCACUCGUCUCAACCAUUUUCACAAGAGGAAAUUGAUGCUGCUGUGGAAAAGAUGACAGAGGACAACAAAAUAAUGGUUGCAGACAAUAUGGUCUUCCUUAUGUAAGUGGUCAAGGAAGUGUGUUAUGUAUGCAUCUCACAGUUGGAAACACCUUGGAUGUCACCAUCAACUGGUUGCAUUUUAUUUUUAUAUAUACUGUAUAUUGAAACAUAUUUUGUACAUGAUCAAGAAAUUGUUAACACUACCCAUGCUUGACACCAGUGUCUCAUGUUCAGGGGAAAUUUAGUAAUAAGAACAGAACAUUGUCAAGAUUGUAUAUGAGCAGGGACAUCUCUUUACUUGACAUAUUUUAUAACUACUUCCAGUCAGUGUUUUGAUGAGUUAGUAACAUCACAACAUACCCUCCAUUUGCCUAUGAAGGCAUCUGGUAGUACCCAAGCUUUACCUUUUGUAAUUCUAUUUGAUGAACUUCUGUGGAACUCCCUACCAGUGUGCUGUCCAUUAUAACCUGUUUCUGAACAUCCUGCUUCAGAUAUUUUGUCUGGCAAGGGGACACCUUGGUGAUUAGAUUUGACACUGGCAAGUCUGAUUACCCACUGUUUUCUGUUUAAUUAAGUAUCCAUUAUAAUAAAAGUAUAAGUUUA
Messenger RNA from Homarus americanus (American lobster), 3122 nucleotides. It is a transcript of the gene Mcm3, whose product is annotated as zygotic DNA replication licensing factor mcm3-like. The record is from RefSeq and is a predicted model, not a curated record. Bases 79 to 2583 code for a protein of 834 amino acids. Gene Ontology annotation, molecular function: ATP hydrolysis activity; single-stranded DNA helicase activity; ATP binding. NCBI's taxonomy places the organism in Eukaryota, Metazoa, Arthropoda, Malacostraca, Decapoda, Nephropidae. Gene Ontology annotation, biological process: mitotic DNA replication initiation; DNA replication; DNA strand elongation involved in DNA replication. Gene Ontology annotation, cellular component: nucleus; MCM complex. The transcript is spliced from 15 exons.